Scylla paramamosain (green mud crab) is the source of this 1326-nucleotide messenger RNA. RefSeq lists its product as uncharacterized. The transcript is spliced from 4 exons. The record is from RefSeq and is a predicted model, not a curated record. The coding region runs from base 600 to 965 and encodes 121 amino acids. NCBI's taxonomy places the organism in Eukaryota, Metazoa, Arthropoda, Malacostraca, Decapoda, Portunidae.
CUCUCCUUUUUACAUAUAUAUGUGGAAACUGCAGGUAUUUUAAGCAUAUUGAACAAAAGAGUAAAAGCAAGCAAUCGUAUAUUUUAGGCGCAUUGAGUAGCAGAUCUCACUUUUUUUUUAUUUCCUUAUAUGUAACAAGUUAAAUCAUGUGGUAUAUUUUCGUUUUACAUGUAUAUUUUUCUACAUUUUUUAUUGUUGUUUUUUUUUUAUGAUGUUUUAAAUGUAUUACUUCCUUUGCCUCCAGCGAAACAAAACACAGUCGCCUCUACAACCUGAAGUUCAAAUAAUGUGGGCUACUUUCCUUUUCUAUUCGUAUUUUACUCAACAAAUGUAUUCUUUAUAUUUUUGUAUGUUAUCAUGAGAUCAAGAAAUACUUCCUUUGUCUCUUCACCGAAGUAAAAUACAGUCGCCUCUAGAAGCACGAAGUGCUCGCUCACUUCAGGUUUAGAUGGCGUAAUGACACACGAGGAAGCUUCGUCCUUUGUGUUCUUCCAUUCCUCGAGACUCUUUGGCUUCCAUGGUGCAAUCCCGUGCACCAGCAGGAUGACCCACACUCCCGGGCUGCCCCAGUGGUCACUCGCCUAACACGGCGGGUCUCCAUGGCUGUUCUUCCUCAGGUUGGCCCUCAAGUACACAGCGGGCACCUCACAGAGGCUCCAGCAGCAUCUCUUCCAGCAGCAGGGAGGUUCCACAGCCAGCUGUGUAUGACAUUUACCCUCUGUGAUCUUCCUCCAAGCUGGCACUCCCUCUGGCCUCCAAAACACCUUGUGCAGGCCUCUACACAUCAAGAUAGAUGCUGUGGGUGUGAUACUGUCACUGACAGAUGCUCCCUCCUACUGAGCUCAACAGGGCUGUUGCCAUGUCCGAGGCCUCCUGAUACCUCCUCAGGUGGGAGAGAAGACAUAUCUUUACUGACCACACUUGCACAUGUCAAUUGUGCAAACAUAGCGAGGCUUGAAAAGUAGAAGUGGUUUACUUCUGCUAUACCAUCUAAGCAAGGUUUGUAGAGCAAAACUAAUUCUACAUAAGGCUGAAUGGAAGGCAUUCAUGAAUGCAGAAAUGAGGUACAGCUAUGAGGGCUUUUAAAGGUUUGCUUGCAUCAUCUGGUGUAGAAGUAAAGGGGAGAAAUGAGGUACAGCUGUAAGGGCUUUUACAGGUUUGCUUGCAUCAUCUGGUGUAGAAGUAAAGGGCAGAAAUGAGGUACAUCUGUAAAGGCUUUUACAGGUUUGCUUGCAUCAUCUGGUGUAGAAGUAAAGGGCAGAAAUGAGGUACAGCUGUAAGGGCUUUUACAGGUUUGCCUGCAUCAUCUGGUGUAGAAGUAAAGGU